GAGAUGAUGGAUGGAGGGAUGAAGAACUCCAGAGACGGAGGAUGGGGAUGGAUGAUCGUUGCUGCUUCUUUCGUCACCAUGAUCUGCACUCGCUCUGUCACCAGGUGUGUUUCGAUCUUCUUUGUGGAGUUUCAGAUGCAGUUCUCCACAGAUUACUCCACAACCUCGUGGAUUCACUCCCUGCUGGACUUUACCACUAUGCUCUGUGCUCCUCUCGGUAGUUAUGUAGGAAACCGCCUGUCCACUAGAGUGGCAGUGAUGACUGGAGGACUUUUAUCUUCUGUUGGACUCGUCAUCAGUUCCUUUGCCCCCAGUCUGCAGUUCCUGUACAUAUCUCUGGGAAUUCUCACAGGUUUGGGAUUUGCCCUCAGUUACACACCAGCGGUAGCGAUGGUAGGCACAUAUUUCAAUGAGAGGAAGGCUCUGGCAUAUGGAAUUACCAUGUCUGGAAGAGGCAUUGGAAUCUUCAUCCUUCCUCCUCUGGUUCAGCACCUCAUCGACCGGUACUCCUGGAGGGGGGCUCUUCUUACAUUAGGGGGUCUUGUUUCAAACUUGUGUGUCUGUGGGUCUCUUAUGAGGCCCCUAGUGGGUGAAAAAGAGAAUGUGAAACCGAACCUGGAUGAACCUGAUGUUCAGGAGGAUUUAAAAACAGUCAAAUUGACUGAUAUCGGUCAAAAUGAGGAUAAAUGUGAUAAAGAGCAAGAAGAAGAAAAGAGUCUGCUUAGAUCUCGGGGAGGACAAGCUAGCCAUGAAGGGGUAGGAGUGAAAAUGAAAGAUUCCAACCAAGAAGAGGUGAAGGACAAAGAGGAAGAACAUGAAGAAUAUUCAGAAGGCCUCAUGCUAACAGAUACUGAGAUGAGCUUACAAGAUUCAAAGCAAGACACAAGCAGCGAGCCCACUAACUUGAAGGACUCAUCAAUGGAGUCAAUUGUAAAGGAUACAAAUCUAGACACAAAGCUAACUACAGCUGAACUAGCUGUAGCUGAACUACAGAUUGCUGACUUGAAGCUGCAUGACUCAAAGCUAAUCAACUUAAUGGUAGCUGACACGAAACAAACUGACUCAAAUUUAGUCUGUUCAGUGCUAGGCAACUCGAAACUAGCUGACUUGGAUGCGCAAACUGACUCAAAAUUAGCCAAGUCAAAGAUUUGUGUCUUAGGGCUAGCUGACUCAAAACUAGCUGACUCAGAGGCAACUGAUUCAAAAUUAGCUGACUCAAUGCUAAAUGACUUAAACCUAGCCAAAUUAAUGCUAGCUGACCCAAAGCUAGCAACCCCAAAGCUACCUGACUCACAGCUGCUUUGUGAAACGGUGUCUUCCGAAGGUCCUGUUUUUCCGAUCAAGCAGUUGAGAAAAAGGAGAAAACCGGAAUGUUGUUUCUUCCCAUCAUCAGACAAGUACAGCUUCCUGUUCAAGCUUGACUUCCUGUUGCUCUCAGUAUCCUUCCUGUUCCUGGCGUUUGGCUGCAGUGUGCCGUUCGUGUACCUGGUGCCGUAUUCUCUCAGCGUGGACAUCAGCCAACAUCAGGCCGUGCUCCUCAUGUCCAUCCUAGGAGGUAUGGGAAUUGUGGGUAAUAUCACUUUUGGAUGGAUCUCGGACAGGAAGUGUUUGAGGAGAUUUCGUGUAGUCACUUUUCUGAUCGCAGUGGCGUUCGAGGGACUCGGUUGCCUCUUUGUGCACUUGUUAAGGAGUUUUUCCACACUCGUGUCCUUCUCCGUUUUCUACGGCUUCUUCGACGGGGCCUACAUGGCUCUCAUCCCUGUGGUCACCUGUGACAUCGUAGGCUCCGCCCACCUGUCCUCAGCUCUGGGUGUGAUUGGCUUUUUGCAUGCCAUUCCAUACCUCAUCAGCCCACCAAUAGCAGGUUGGCUGUUGGAUCGGUCAGGUUCUUACACAGCGCUCUUCCUCCUCAGUGGACUCUCACUUCUCUGUAGUGCUUUCCUCUUGGCUGCUCUGGCCUUACUGCGUUACUGCUGUAGGGAGCGCUCUGCCUCACUGCAAAACCCACACCAGGCCUAAAGUCACUGACACAACAUCUCUAAAAGCACCUUUCUCAGGAAAGAAAAAUCACAGAACUGCAAAAAAGAAUAAAUAAAUCAAUCCAGCCCAAGAGAAUCUCUCUGUCUGCCUGUGUCUGUCUUUCUGUCUGUCCAUCUUCAUCUGUUUAUCUGUCUGUCUCUGCCUGUCUGUUUAUCUUUCCUUCAAUUUUCUGUCUGUCCAUCUAUCACUCUGUCUUUCUGUCUGUCUGUCUGUCUGUCUAUCUGUCCUCCUGUCCCUGUCUGUUCAUCUGUCUGUCCAGAAGAGUGUGUAAUAAUGAAGUAAAAUGAAGUGUAAAGUUAAAGCUAUAUGGACAUGCACAUUUAUAUGUGUUCACUAUCAUUGCUAAUUAGCUAGUUAGCAAGUAUGCUAUUAGCUAGUGACAAUAGUGCUACAAUAGUGCAGUAGUCAUGGGGAAGUUCUUCUGUUGAUGUUACUGUAACGUGUGAUAACAGUUCAUCUGUUGAUGCAGGUAAAAGUAAUAACUAGUCUGUUAUUCAGGAUAACUAUUUAUGGUAACUAUUAAAGCAGCCAUUUGUAAUUAAUACAUCUGUCACUCAGUGCUCUUAUUUAAAGCUGAUGUCUCUAAAACAAUCCUUCUACACGUCUCAAUGGAUAUUUCAAUGCCAGCUGAAAUGUUAUUAAAGGAUAAACCACCAUUAAAUAAGCGCACAUUAUCCUCCUGCGUGGUUUAGUAGGUGAGCGCUGCACCUGUCUCAGGGCGAGGAACCGGGUUAGGAACCAGUCCUCAGCGAGCUGGGUAUAAGUUGUACAUCAUAGCUGUAGGACGUGGCUCAGUGGGUGGAGUCUGUCAAAGGAUCAGUGUGUGUGUAUAAUAAUAGUGUAUAGUAUAACAGUGUAUAAAAGUAUGUAAUAUAGGAGCGUAUAAUGUAGUAUA
Pangasianodon hypophthalmus (striped catfish) is the source of this 2935-nucleotide messenger RNA. It is a transcript of the gene slc16a12a, whose product is annotated as solute carrier family 16 member 12a. The record is from RefSeq and is a predicted model, not a curated record. Gene Ontology annotation, biological process: transmembrane transport; monocarboxylic acid transport. Lineage: Eukaryota; Metazoa; Chordata; Actinopteri; Siluriformes; Pangasiidae. Gene Ontology annotation, molecular function: monocarboxylic acid transmembrane transporter activity. The transcript is spliced from 6 exons. Bases 4 to 2019 code for a protein of 671 amino acids.